Molecule: messenger RNA, 1064 nt
Organism: Hyposmocoma kahamanoa
Lineage: Eukaryota; Metazoa; Arthropoda; Insecta; Lepidoptera; Cosmopterigidae
Exons: 8
Coding region: 75-992 (305 amino acids)
Source: RefSeq, a predicted model, not a curated record
CUACCCCACAAAGUUGAAUUUCGUUUCAUUUCAUUAUUAUUAUAUUGUGUACACAAACACGGUGAGUGAUCACGAUGGCAGACAUUGAAGAAAAGGUUAUAAUGACUCCCAAGUGCAAAACAGCUAAUUCCACAACACUGAUUGUGGAACGAAAAGCUGUAGAAGCUGAAGCUAGUGAUAAAAUACAUGUGGCAGGAGGAGACCAUACUGGUAUUAUUAUAAAUAAGGAAAAAGUAUAUGAGAAUGGUGUUACUGAACCAUGCCACGCACAACUGGAGUUUAGAGUAUACCUAGUGUCGGCAGCGACAGGGUCCCAUACGCGGGAAGCAAGAGCUCUUCGCUUCUGGUUCAAACCGCAACUACCUCCAAAUGAACGAUCACAUGAGGCUCAGGCAUUCUUCAGAGAACUUGUCAGUCCACAAGACUUUCCUAAAGAUUAUGUGGGCUUCAUAAAGAAGAUUAUCAAGCUAAUGCAGCAAAAGUAUAACCAGUUGAAAAUAUUGGAGAUAGAACUCCGACAGGAGGGACAUGGACCUCCUCCGCCAGAGGCCAAUGGCGUUAUUACGAGUAAGAGCGUUAUAUACAACUUAUGUAAUGGCUCUUUCAUAGAAGAGGCCGCAGCAAAUCAUACUCCUGUUAUAUCGGAACAGAGAGUUUUGGAUAUGAUUGAAAAUGCUUAUCCUAACCCAUUGACCAUAGAAGAUGUUGUUACUGCUGGUAAAUGGUCGAAAACAGAAGUAAAAGAUGCCUUAGAAUCGUUGGAAGAAAAGGGGUUAACAAGAGCAAUGUCAGACGGACUGUACGUUAGGCAACACAGUGUUGACACUCAGGUAGUGAAACAAAUGCCGACACUAUGUUCAUCGCGACAACCAAGCAUAGCAGUGAUCACGGCUCUGUACUGCGAGAAGCAGGCGGUCGAUGCCAUGAUGGAUAACCAGGAGACUUAUGUGCGGUAUACUACUGUUGGUAAGUUGUUUUUUCUUUUUUCUUAAGUGGGAUAUUUCACUAUUGAUUCGGCUGGUAAACAGACUUAAGGAGAAUGACAUAUCGUCGGGGAUAGUGAA